Stegostoma tigrinum is the source of this 5711-nucleotide messenger RNA. It is a transcript of the gene tek, whose product is annotated as TEK tyrosine kinase, endothelial. Lineage: Eukaryota; Metazoa; Chordata; Chondrichthyes; Orectolobiformes; Stegostomatidae. Bases 430 to 3825 code for a protein of 1131 amino acids. The transcript is spliced from 23 exons. Gene Ontology annotation, molecular function: transmembrane receptor protein tyrosine kinase activity; protein binding; ATP binding. Gene Ontology annotation, biological process: protein phosphorylation; multicellular organism development; cell surface receptor protein tyrosine kinase signaling pathway. Gene Ontology annotation, cellular component: signaling receptor complex; plasma membrane. The record is from RefSeq and is a predicted model, not a curated record.
CCUUAGGGUCUUUUUUCCUCCUGUCUAAAGUUUCGUAUAGCAACAUUUGCACAUUUUAUCGAUAGGCUUCCAAGUUGCUGUUGAUAGUUCUUGUGUCGUUUACACUUUCAAGAUAACCAGAGUACACGAAUUUGUGUGUGAGCUGCAACUCCUGCCUCUGGCUCUCCGAUUCCCACAGGAAACAGGAAAAAGGAACAGCCAUCGACUCCCUGGCGUUGAGUAACCCCGAAUCCGCCUUAUUUGAACUGGAUUUGGGAACAAUCAGCGAGUCUUUCGAUCCCCUCAAUUGCGAUAUUUAAAUUGUUCGUUUACAGCUAUCAACGAGGACUCCAGUGCACGCAGAGAAAGUGAUUUAAACUGCUUACAGUCUUAGAGGUAACGGGAGAAGGCAGCAAUGUGAAGGUGAUUGGGAACUCCGGGAAUCCAGUCAUGGAUUUAUUGGGAAUGUUGAUAAUUCAGUUUUACUACUUGUCAAAUUCAGGUUUAAUCGAGGCAUUGCUGGACUUGACAUUAAUAAAUUCAAGACCUCUGAUCUCCACGUCAGAAACCUCAUUAGUGUGUGAACCUGAAGGCAAACCUGGUCUAGAUGAGGUUUCCAUAACUCGGAUAUUUGAUCCCUUUCUUGAUCAGUGGGGAAGCCCUGCAGCACCGAACAAGACUAAAAAUUACCCUACAAAGGUGAUGUGGAGAAAUGAGAAAAAUGAUAGUGUCGGAAUAUUCUUUUGUGAGGGGAGACUUAAUAAAGACGUCACACGAAUAACGACAGUUAAGAUGUCACAACAAGCACAUUUCUUCCCAGAGGUUUUCUCUCUUACUGCAAAUAAGGGCGAAAAUGUAACCAUUCGAUUCAAGCGACAGCUCCAGACAGAUGCUGAUGUUAUGAUCUAUAAAGACGAUAUGUUUUUCUCAUCCGUGCCACGAGAUGAUGUCACUCAUACAGUUGAAUGUACUUUGAAAUCAGUCACUGUGAAAGAUGCAGGUGUCUACUCUGCAUUUUUGAUUGGAGGAAAUGUUUUAACUGCAGCAUUCACCCAGCUGAUAGUAAGAAAAUGUGAAGCUCACAAGUGGGGAGCUGACUGCUUAAAGCAUUGUCCGGUCUGCCUGAAUGGAGGGAUUUGCCAUGAUGAGGCAGGAGAAUGCAUCUGUCCACCAGGCUUCAUGGGAGACCGAUGUGAAACAGCAUGUGGGCAAAAUACAUAUGGCAGAAACUGCAGACCAUGUACAGGAGGAAAUUGUCACCUCUCCAUGUUCUGCUUACCUGGUCCUUAUGGGUGCUCUUGUGCUACUGGAUGGAGAGGGCUUCAGUGUGAUCAAGCCUGUGACCCUGGUUUUUAUGGAGCUGACUGUCGGCUCAAGUGUGAUUGUGUCAAUGGAGGAGAGUGUGAUCGCUUUGAAGGAUGCCUGUGCCCUCUUGGAUGGCAAGGCCUACACUGUGAGAAGGAAGGUUUCGGAGAAGUUCCUUUUCAGUUGGUGAGUCCUAGCAACAGCCUCGAGGUGAAUGCUGGGGUGACCUUAGAACUCAACUGCACUGCAACAGGAUAUCCACUGCUAGAGCAUGGUGACAUUCAACUCCUUACACCCCAUGGAAAUAAAGUAAAUCCUACAACCACAAAAACAAUAACGCAUCCAGUCAAACAGACCAUAACAUUCUUCAAAGUGUUGAAAAUAUCACCAACAGAUUCAGGAAAGUGGAUCUGCCAUGUCCAAACACCAGCUAGAUUUGCCGUGAGAUCUUUUAAAGUAUCUGUUAAAGUCCCUCCUUCACCACAGACCCCACCGACUAAAACUAACAGUGGCACACGAUAUAUUAUUGUCAAGGCCAAUGUUGAGCCACAUAUUGGAGAUGGACCAAUCAUCCUAACAAGACUGCUUUACAAACCUGCUGGAGCAUUGGAGUCAUGGUCAUCAGUUGAAGUGACAGAUCCAUCUGAAUUGGUGAAAUUGGACAAUCUGCAACCGAUGUGCCAGUACAAUGUGUGUAUACAACUGAGCAGGCCUGGAGAUGGAGGAGAAGGACAUCCUGGUCCUGUGGCAAGUUUCUGGACUGAUUGUCCAACUCUUCCUGCUCCAAUGGGUUUUAAAGUUAUACCCAAAAGCCAAACAUCCCUUUGGCUAAAGUGGCAGCCAGUUCCUGGGAACCUGGAGGAUAUCACCUACCACGUGGAGUGCCAUGCUGCCAAUGACAGUAAAGAAAAGCCCACUACCCUGGAUGUUCCUGGAAACCAGUCCAGCCUGGAAAUCGAGGGCCUGCAGCCUAAGCAUCAGUACCAAUGCCGAGUGCGAGCACAGACAAACUCAGUGGGUGAAUGGUGUGACAUGGUAACCUCAUGGACAUAUAGCAACAAACGGCCCCCUGCUCCUGCUAAAGUCAAGAUUUUUAAUAUCUCCGACUCUUCAGCUUUUAUUUCAUGGUUAAUUGAAGAUGGCAACUCAAUAUCAUCAAUUGUAAUACGUUACAAAAUCUAUGGGGCAGAGGAUUACACUCAGGAGACAGAAAUCAAUGUGAGAGAAAAUGUUGUUUCACAGUUCCAGCUGCGAGGGCUGGAGGCAAAUUCGCCAUACCUGGUGGAAAUCUAUGCGAAGAAUAACAUUGGGGUGAGUCACCCUAACCCGACCAUGGAACUACAUACGCUGCCAGAAUCUACAGCUGUGUACUACAGACGCCAGCAGGAGGGGAGGCUGCUACUCUACGCCAUUCUGGGAUCAGCAGGAAUGACCUGCCUAACAAUCUUAUUGGCCUUUUGCAUUGUGAUUCACUUCAAGAGAAACAAUUUCCAACGGAAAAUGGUACAAGCUUUCCAAAACAGCUCGAGGGAGGAACCUAUAAUUCAGUUUAAUUCAGGGACUCUCACUCUGACCAGGAAACCAAAGCCCCAGCUGCGAAUGCCAAUUGUUUACCCUGUCCUGCACUGGGAUGAUAUAAAAUUUGAAGAUAUUAUUGGUGAAGGAAAUUUUGGACAAGUCUUGAAGGCUCGAAUCAAGAAGGAUGGACACAAAAUGAAUGCUGCCAUUAAAAGAAUGAAAGAAUAUGCAUCCAAAGAUGAUCACCGAGACUUUGCUGGUGAAUUGGAAGUUCUGUGCAGACUUGGACAUCACCCAAAUAUAAUUAACCUGCUGGGAGCCUGUGAGCACCGGGGAUAUCUGUACGUAGCAAUUGAAUUUGCACCACAUGGAAAUUUGUUGGAUUUUUUGCGAAACAGCAGAGUGCUUGACACAGACCCAGCUUACGCUAUUGCACACGGCACAGCUUCCACUCUGUCCUCACAGCAGUUGCUGCAGUUUGCAGCUGAUGUGGCAAAGGGCAUGGAUUAUCUCAGCCAGAAACAGUUUAUUCACAGAGAUUUGGCAGCUAGAAAUAUUCUUGUGGGUGACAAUUACGUGGCAAAAAUUGCAGAUUUUGGAUUAUCAAGGGGGAAGGAGGUUUAUGUAAAGAAGACAAUGGGAAGGUUGCCAGUCCGAUGGAUGGCCAUCGAAUCCUUAAAUUACAGUGUUUACACCACAAACAGUGAUGUAUGGUCAUAUGGAGUUCUUUUGUGGGAGAUUGUUAGCCUAGGUGGUACCCCCUAUUGUGGAAUGACCUGUGCUGAACUUUAUGAAAAAUUGCCGCUUGGAUACCGGAUGGAAAAACCACUCAACUGUGUUGAUGAAGUGUAUGAGUUAAUGCUCCAAUGCUGGCGUGAGAAGCCUUACGAGAGACCAACAUUUGCUCAAAUAUUGGUGUCCCUCAAUAGGAUGCUGGAGGAAAGGAAGACUUAUGUGAACACAACAUUGUUCGAGAAAUUCACCUAUGCAGGUAUAGACUGCUCUGCUGAAGAGGCUGGGUGAACACUCCAUGGGGAAACAACAGUUAAGAAAAAUGAACCAAACUGUGUUUUGUAAACUUUUGUAAAAUACAGAAUUGCCAACACAUACAAUGCACUAUAGAAUAUUUUUGAUGCCAAAAUAAAGAAGUGAUCCAUUAAGAAUUCCUAAUAAAAGUUGACAAAGAUAGAGUGUUGCUAUUUGGACCAGUUCUCAAAAUCCGUUACAAACUUUUGAUUGUUGCUUUAUAUAUUGCACUUUGUGUUUUUGUAUGUGCAAACUAGGUGGGAUCUGUUUGGGACAUUCAGAUCAGUGACAAGAACGAUUCAUCUAAAAAUUGCUUCAGCUUUAACUAUACACACUUUUCUAAACUCCCAGUAAAGUCAGAACCUCUAUUAUCAAAAUGAAAUUGCCUCAAAUUUAACCAUAGGCAUUGAAAAUAUGCUGUAGAACAAUGGGAACAAAUACAAAUUCUGCAAGUGAAAUUCCUCUGUUAGUUUAGUAAAGGUGUUAAUCCAAUCAUUUUGUUUUAAGCUGGUAGUGAGUGGAAAUUAAAAUGAUUGUGCUAAGUGCUUAUUACUUUAUUAUCCCACAUUGUAAUCUCUUGGCUGCAGGGUGAGAAAAGAACCAACAAGAUGACAUAGAUAGAGAAGUGGAGGUCAAUUACAAGACAGACCUACGUUGAUAUAGCACCUUUCACAAGCUCAGAAGAUAUCAAAGUACCUUACAGCCAGUGAAAUAGUCUUUUAAGUAUAAUCACUGUUGUAAUGUAGGAAAUGCAGUAACCAAUUUGCACACCACAAACAGAAAUGUGAUAAGUGAUCAAAUACUGAUAAUCACCUUUAACGAUGUUAGUCAAGAAAUAAAUACAGGCUCCCCAGGGCACUAAGGAGAAUGCUUCUGUUUUUUAAUGUGACAACGUGCUAAGUAGGGCUCAUGAUUGUUGAGUUGUUUCAAACCUGGAAGAUGGAUCUGUAUAGUAUUUAAAUAUCUGAUUUGAUAAAUAUCUCUACAUCUGCCAAUUACCACUUUGUGUAUAGUUCUUUGAGCCUCCAUGCUAACCCUGAAUAAGAAAACAUAGUUGUAGUUGGACUAUAGUUGAGCAGUUUAAACUGUAAGAGUUGAGAUUUCUUUCAGCAGCCAAUCCAAAGACUAAACUCCUUAAGUAACUAGAGUUUGCUACAAACAUUUCUGCAACUCUUAUCAUGGUCAAAAUUAAUAUUUAAAAUAGGACCAGUUACAUGACAAAUGAUUCUUAUCAGGGUAAUAAUUUCUUUAGUUUAUUAAAUGUCUAGCUAUUUUCAGAAGCAAUAAAUUCAACAGUUUUUAUAUAAAAUCAAUCUAAUCCUGAUAUUCUUAUGCUUUUAUAUUUUUUGAUUUCAAAGAACGUGUAAAAAAGUGCAUUAAAUUGUUUUACUUUCUGAAACUGACCUAUUUGAUUGUAGCUACAGCAGUUUAUUAUUGGUAGCAUUGCCAUAUAUACUCAGAAAGUACUAUUUUUAAUCUGCUUUCUUGAUUAUUGUAUCAAUAUUUGAGUCUGGUUACAAGCAUGCAUGCAUAAUAUUUACACCUAUUUGUUAGCAUUUUCUCCAAGUUACAAGCUGUAUGGAUAUUUUAGCUCAAAGUUAAGUUAGAAAGGAUGGCAGUGUGAUAUAUUCCUGUGUACAAUUGGCUAAUUUGGCUCCAACUUUCUUGGCGUUAUAUUGGAUUUAAUCAAUCACCUGCAAAAACUUACUUUUCCUAAAAUUCUUUUUGGAAAGAUAAUAAAUUUUAACUUGGUUUUACUAAGUUGCUAUAUUUCAUUACUGUGCAUCAAUUUAAUUUGGUUUGAACAAAUGCUUGAACAAACAUGCAUGAUGCAGCUGGACAAGAUAAAUGGGCAGAAUAAAGUUUUCAGCGUUGAGUCAAUA